This is a messenger RNA of Artibeus jamaicensis (Jamaican fruit-eating bat), 2246 nucleotides long. It is a transcript of the gene KCNA1, whose product is annotated as potassium voltage-gated channel subfamily A member 1. Gene Ontology annotation, molecular function: delayed rectifier potassium channel activity; protein binding. Gene Ontology annotation, biological process: potassium ion transmembrane transport; protein homooligomerization. The transcript is spliced from 2 exons. Gene Ontology annotation, cellular component: dendrite; voltage-gated potassium channel complex; paranode region of axon. Lineage: Eukaryota; Metazoa; Chordata; Mammalia; Chiroptera; Phyllostomidae. The record is from RefSeq and is a predicted model, not a curated record. Bases 217 to 1620 code for a protein of 467 amino acids.
AACUCGGCAAAGGUAGGGUGGAAGGGAAGGGAACCAGAAAGGAUGUGGUAGAUCUCCUGACCCGUUAGCUUAGAAGCCCCUUCCUCCCUGAGCGUGGGGGCGACUCGCACUCGGGUGGGAGGUGGAGCUCAAGUCCCCCCCCCCCCACCUCUCCUCUCUCCGUCCUUCCCACCGCCGGCCCUCUCCCAGUCUCUCACCCUUCCACCCGCUUCCACCAUGACCGUGAUGUCUGGGGAGAACGUGGACGAGGCGUCGGCUGCCCCGGGCCACCCCCAGGAUGGCAGCUACCCGCGGCCUGCCGACCACGACGACCACGAGUGCUGCGAACGCGUGGUGAUCAACAUCUCCGGGCUGCGCUUCGAGACACAGCUCAAGACCCUGGCACAGUUCCCGAACACGCUGCUGGGCAACCCUAAGAAACGCAUGCGCUACUUCGACCCGCUGAGGAACGAGUACUUCUUCGAUCGCAACCGGCCCAGCUUCGACGCCAUCCUCUACUACUACCAGUCGGGGGGCCGGCUGCGGAGGCCGGUCAACGUGCCCCUGGACAUGUUCUCCGAGGAGAUCAAAUUUUACGAGCUGGGCGAGGAGGCCAUGGAGAAGUUCAGGGAGGACGAGGGCUUCAUCAAGGAGGAGGAGCGCCCCCUGCCCGAGAAGGAGUACCAGCGGCAGGUGUGGCUGCUCUUCGAGUACCCUGAGAGCUCCGGGCCCGCCCGAGUCAUUGCCAUUGUUUCGGUCAUGGUCAUCCUCAUCUCCAUCGUCAUCUUUUGCCUGGAGACGCUACCGGAGCUGAAGGAUGACAAGGACUUCACAGGCACCAUUCACCGCAUUGACAACACCACGGUUAUCUACACUUCCAACAUCUUCACGGACCCCUUCUUCAUCGUGGAGACCCUGUGCAUCAUCUGGUUCUCCUUCGAGCUGGUGGUGCGCUUCUUUGCCUGCCCCAGCAAAACGGACUUCUUCAAAAACAUCAUGAACUUCAUCGACAUCGUGGCCAUCAUCCCCUAUUUCAUCACCCUGGGCACCGAGAUAGCUGAGCAGGAGGGGAAUCAGAAGGGCGAGCAGGCCACUUCGCUGGCCAUCCUCAGGGUCAUCCGGUUGGUAAGGGUUUUUAGAAUCUUCAAACUCUCCCGCCACUCUAAGGGCCUCCAGAUCUUGGGCCAGACCCUCAAAGCUAGUAUGAGAGAGCUAGGGCUGCUCAUCUUUUUCCUCUUUAUUGGGGUCAUUCUGUUUUCUAGUGCAGUGUACUUUGCCGAGGCGGAAGAAGCUGAGUCGCACUUCUCCAGUAUCCCCGAUGCUUUCUGGUGGGCGGUGGUGUCCAUGACCACUGUAGGAUACGGUGACAUGUACCCUGUGACAAUUGGAGGCAAGAUCGUGGGCUCCUUGUGUGCCAUCGCUGGUGUGCUGACAAUUGCCCUGCCCGUACCUGUCAUUGUGUCCAAUUUCAACUAUUUCUACCACCGAGAAACUGAGGGGGAAGAGCAGGCUCAGUUGCUCCACGUUAGCUCCCCUAAUUUAGCCUCUGACAGUGACCUCAGUCGGCCCGAGUUAAACAAAACUGUUCCAUUACCUGGGGUCACUGUGCAAACUCAUGCGGGGUAUAGGUAUGAGUUGUAGAGGUCUUGGGGUCAAAUGCCAGUCUCUGAGCUCAGGUAAAAUGAUCAUGGGCUUUCCUGGGAAGUCUAGUGAGUGUGUAAGGGGUGAAGCCCUGCUGACCUCAGGACUAUUAGCUUUAAAGAGAUUAACCCCUUGUCACCAUGAUUUUCAUUUAGGAGAUAACCAGGAGUUUAUGACACAAGACUUCAAAGAGUAGAGAAAACCUUUGUACCUUAUCAGAGAGGAAGAAGAAAUGGUAUAGGGAAAGAAAACAAAAGAAGCCACAAAAUCCUUUGCAAAAUAUCCCAGGUCCAAAGUUGUCUCUCCUCUAGACUUGCAGAAACACUUCUCCUCUUCAGUGCACUGUGUGAUGCCACAACGCCAAGUAGUCAGCAUGGGCUCUGGAUGCCAUGCCUCUAACAGUAAAGGUGAAGUUUUAUCAAGGUUAAAAAGCAAUGGAAUAGUAUUAAUUUCAAGUGCACCAUCAGGACAACAAACCAUUGAAGCCUGAAAGGCACUCGUGUAUUUCCUGAGUUUGCAGUUGCUUACCCCUUGAGUUGAGGAUGUGCCUCACAUUCAUUCACCCACUGUGCACUCCCCUGCCCUCACUGUCGACUAUGUCAGGUAGAGGACAUUGAAUGUUAUGA